AUGGGUCCCGCCGUGCGCACAUCGUGCGUCGCGCCCGUCACCGCGCCCGCCGCUGUGCCCGCCGCUGCGACCGUCGCCGCGCCCACCGCCGCGCCCGCCGCCGCGCCCGACGCCGCGCCCGCCGCCGCGCCCGCAGCCGCGCCCACCGCCGCGCCCGCCGCCGCGCCCGCCGCCGCGCCCGCCGCCGUGCCCGCCGCCGCGCCCGCUGCCGCGCCCGCCGCCGCGCCCGCCGCCGUGCCCGCCGCCGCGCCCGCCGCCGCGCCCGCCGCCGCGCCCGCCGCCGCGCCCGCCGCCGCGCCCGCCGCCGUGCCCGCCGCCGCGCCCGCCGCCGCGCCCGCCGCCGCGCCCGCCGCCGUGCCCGCCGUUGCGCCCGCCGCCGCACCCGACACCGCACCACCCGAUACCGCGCCGCCCGCCGCCGCGCACCGAUAG
Messenger RNA from Parnassius mnemosyne (clouded apollo), 432 nucleotides. NCBI's taxonomy places the organism in Eukaryota, Metazoa, Arthropoda, Insecta, Lepidoptera, Papilionidae. The record is from the annotation of a GenBank genome assembly.